AUGUCUCAGAAUGAGCUGCCGCCAGCAAUCUGGCGUGCCAAGGUGGUCGAGCGAAUUCGGCGUAGCACGAGAAAACAGCGCGAGGAUUGGAUCCGCGAAGCUGGCUACAACCUCUUCGGUCUCGAAAGCGACCAAGUCUUCAUUGACCUCCUCACAGACAGCGGUACCGGCGCCAUGAGCGACCGCCAAUGGGCGGCAUUGAUGACUGGCGAUGAGACGUAUGCAGGGUCCUUGUCGUUUUCCAGGCUCAGAGACAAAGUCGAGCAGCUGUUUGGAUUCGAAUACGUCCUUCCCGUCCACCAGGGCCGUGCUGCAGAGCACGUUUUGUUCUCCCGGAUCGUCGAGAGAAACAACGUCGUGCCCGGAAACUCCCACUUCGACACCACGCGAGCCCACAUCGAAUGCCAGCAAGCCACCGCCAUCGACUGUCCCCUUGAUGAGGCAUUCUGCAUCGACCAACCCCAUCCCUUCAAGGGCAAUCUUGACAUCCAGAAGCUCGAGCAUAUCCUCGCGGCCGAGCCCAACAACGUCCCUUUCGUCCUCGUCACGGUCACCUGCAACAAGACCGGCGGGCAGCCGGUCUCGAUCGACAACAUGCGCCGCGUCAAGGCUCUAGCUCGCGAGUACGGCGUUCCCGUAGUUUUCGACUCCGCACGGUUUUCCGAGAACGCAUGGUUCAUUCAACAACGCGAGCCCGGUUACGCGGAGAAAACCAUCGAAGAAAUCAUCGCGCAAAUGUACCAGUAUGCAGAUGCGAUGAUCAUGAGCGGGAAAAAGGACGGGAUGGUGAAUAUUGGGGGCUUCCUGGCGAUGAGAGACCAGGAUUGGUUCGAGCGUGCCUCUGACAACGUCAUCCUGUUUGAGGGCUACACAAAGUAUGGCGGAAUGGCUGGCCGAGACAUGGAGGCAUUGGCCGUAGGCCUCGGCGAAGCCACCUGUGCCGAUCAUCUACGCUCCCGUGUUGGACAAGUCCAGCAGCUCGGCCGCAAGCUCAUUGACGCCGGAAUCCCGAUCCAGCAGCCAGUGGGCGGCCACGCGAUCGUCAUCGACGCGGCCGCCUUUCUGCCUCUUGUCCCUAGGGAAGAGUUCGUGGCGCAGAUGCUGGCGGUGGAGCUUUAUCUCGAGGCUGGUGUGCGAGGCGUGGAGAUCGGCACCCUGAUGAAUGACCGAGACCCAAUCACGGGACACAACCGUUACGCGAGGGCCGAGUUCAUGCGCCUUGCAAUCCCGAGAAGAGUUUACGGGAACGAUCAGCUGGACGUUGUGGCUAAAGCUCUCAUCGACAUCUACGGACGGCGAUUCACCAUCAGUCGCGGUCUCCGAAUUGUGAAAGAGGCGGAUACUCUGAGGCACUUCACAGUGAUUCUUAAAAGAGCGGAGGACGACUACUGA
Molecule: messenger RNA, 1392 nt
Organism: Fusarium vanettenii 77-13-4
Lineage: Eukaryota; Fungi; Ascomycota; Sordariomycetes; Hypocreales; Nectriaceae
Exons: 1
Coding region: 1-1392 (463 amino acids)
Biological process (GO): aromatic amino acid metabolic process
Molecular function (GO): carbon-carbon lyase activity
Source: RefSeq, a predicted model, not a curated record